Pneumocystis murina B123 is the source of this 1359-nucleotide messenger RNA. Its product is annotated as tubulin beta chain. Gene Ontology annotation, biological process: microtubule cytoskeleton organization; mitotic cell cycle. Gene Ontology annotation, cellular component: microtubule; cytoplasm. The transcript is spliced from 9 exons. Lineage: Eukaryota; Fungi; Ascomycota; Pneumocystomycetes; Pneumocystales; Pneumocystaceae. Gene Ontology annotation, molecular function: GTPase activity; GTP binding; structural constituent of cytoskeleton. The coding region runs from base 31 to 1359 and encodes 442 amino acids. The record is from RefSeq and is a predicted model, not a curated record.
UUUUUUCAAAAUAUACGUCUUGCUUAAAAUAUGAGAGAAAUUGUCCAUCUUCAAACAGGACAAUGUGGGAACCAGAUUGGCGCGUCUUUUUGGUCUACAAUUAGUGGAGAACAUGGUUUAGAUAGUACAGGAGUUUAUCAAGGAACAUCUGACCUGCAACUUGAGCGCAUGAAUGUUUAUUUUAAUGAGGCAUCUGGGGGGAAAUAUGUUCCUCGAUCAGUAUUAAUUGAUCUUGAGCCGGGUACAAUGGAUGCAGUACGAUCAGGGCCUUUUGGGAAUCUUUUUCGCCCAGAUAAUUUCGUUUUUGGUCAGUCAGGUGCUGGGAAUAAUUGGGCAAAAGGGCAUUAUACGGAAGGAGCGGAAUUGGUGGAUUCGGUAUUAGAUGUGGUUCGUCGUGAAGCGGAAGCCUGUGAUUGUUUACAAGGGUUUCAAAUUACGCAUUCUCUUGGUGGAGGAACGGGUGCAGGUAUGGGGACUUUAUUAAUUUCUAAAAUUCGUGAAGAAUAUCCGGACCGAAUGAUGGCAACGUUUUCAGUUGUUCCAUCGCCAAAAGUUUCGGAUACAGUGGUAGAACCAUACAAUGCGACGCUUUCUGUACAUCAAUUAGUGGAAAAUUCGGAUGAAACGUUUUGUAUUGAUAAUGAAGCUUUGUAUGAUAUUUGUAUGCGAACAUUAAAGCUUCCGGACCCGGGAUAUGGGGAUUUAAAUCAUUUAGUAUCUGCUGUGAUGAGUGGUAUUACGACAUGUCUUCGAUUUCCCGGACAACUUAAUUCAGAUUUACGUAAAUUGGCCGUAAAUAUGGUGCCAUUUCCUCGAUUGCACUUUUUUAUGGUUGGAUUUGCGCCAUUAACAAGCAAGGGGUCACAUUCUUUCCGCUCUUUGACAGUGCCAGAAUUAACGCAGCAAAUGUUUGAUGCAAAAAAUAUGAUGGCUGCUUCAGACCCAAGACAUGGACGAUAUUUGACGGUUGCUGCAAUUUUCCGUGGUCGAGUAUCGAUGAAAGAAGUGGAAGAUCAAAUGCAUAGUGUUCAACAGAAGAAUUCUUCAUAUUUUGUCGAAUGGAUUCCCAAUAAUGUGCAAACCGCAUUAUGUUCGAUUCCACCGAGGGGACUUAAGAUGUCAUCUACUUUUAUUGGUAAUUCUACAUCGAUUCAGGAGCUUUUCAAACGAGUGGGUGAUCAAUUUUCAGCAAUGUUUCGACGUAAAGCAUUUCUGCAUUGGUAUACGGGCGAAGGAAUGGAUGAAAUGGAGUUCACUGAAGCGGAAUCAAACAUGAAUGAUCUGGUUAGUGAAUAUCAACAAUACGAAAUGGUUGGUGUCGAUGAUGAAGUCGAACUUGAAGAUGAGAUUGAAGCAUAA